Fusarium pseudograminearum CS3096 is the source of this 849-nucleotide messenger RNA. RefSeq lists its product as uncharacterized. Lineage: Eukaryota; Fungi; Ascomycota; Sordariomycetes; Hypocreales; Nectriaceae. Bases 1 to 849 code for a protein of 282 amino acids. Gene Ontology annotation, cellular component: membrane. The record is from RefSeq and is a predicted model, not a curated record. The transcript is spliced from 3 exons.
AUGGAUGAUCAACAGUCUAUAUGGAUGUAUAAUCCAUCCCUCCCACUUGCUAUAAUCGCAACUAUCAUCUACGGCAUCAUCUUCCUUGUCCUCGCUUAUCAGACUCUCAUCAAAUAUCGAGCUUGGUUUUUUAUCGUUGUCGUCGUAGGGUCAGCCAUGGAGGUCGCCGCCUACAACCUCAGGAUAUAUUCUAUCCAGAAUCAAUCCGAGAUAACUCCCUUCGUCAUGACCUUGACUUACACAGUCCUCGCCCCUGUUCUCAUCGCAGCAGGAAACUACCUUCUCAUCAGUCGACUAAUCCUCGCCGUUCUUCCUCCAUCUCACCACCGAAUUCUUAAAAUUCCGGGUCGACAUCUGACGCCGAUUUUUGUCGUAUGCGAUAUCAUUGCGUUCCUUAUCCAGGGAAGUGGCUCUGGGGUAGCAAGCUCUAACAAUUGGCAAGGAGAGAUGGAAAGGAUCGGAGUCAAGAUCAUCAUCGCCGGCUUAGCGUUUCAGCUCAUAGCCUUUUCGUUCUUUAUCUGCGUUUUCCGACAUUUCCACGUUCUCGCGAAUCGCAUGGCUGUUAAUAGUGCACCCAAGGGAUGGAAGAAGGUGGUACUUUCAGUGUACAUCUCUAGUAUCUUGAUCAUGAUUCGCUGUGUAUUCCGCGUUGUCGAAUUUGCCGGCGGAAGAGACUCUUAUGCCUUUAACCAUGAGUGGCUGUUUUGGGUUUUUGAAAGUUUGCCAAUGGUCGGCGCCAUUGGAAUUUUCUGUAUCUAUCACCCCUGUCUGUAUUUAGGGAAGAAUGGUGCUCGAUGUAAGGACGUUCAGUCUGAAGAUAGGGUUGAGUCGGCGGAGAGUCAAAACUAG